This is a messenger RNA of Pieris macdunnoughi, 456 nucleotides long. Lineage: Eukaryota; Metazoa; Arthropoda; Insecta; Lepidoptera; Pieridae. The record is from the annotation of a GenBank genome assembly.
AUGGGUCGUAUGCACGCACCUGGCAAGGGUAUCUCGCAGUCAGCGUUGCCUUAUCGUCGCAGCGUUCCAACUUGGUUAAAAUCUACCGCUGAAGAUGUUAAGGAACACAUUUUCAAGUUUGGCAAGAAGGGUCUGACUCCUUCCCAAAUUGGUGUUAUGCUUCGUGAUUCCCAUGGAGUGGCUCAAGUCAGGUUUGUCACUGGUAAAAAGAUUCUUCGUAUUAUGAAGGCUAUGGGACUUGCCCCAGAUCUACCAGAAGACCUUUACUACUUAAUCAAAAAAGCUGUUGCCAUGAGGAAGCACUUGGAACGUAACAGGAAAGACAAGGACAGUAAAUUCAGGCUUAUUCUGGUUGAAUCUAGAAUCCACAGGCUUGCUCGUUACUAUAAGACCAAGAGUGUCCUUCCCCCCAACUGGAAGUACGAAUCAAGCACAGCAUCAGCUUUAGUGGCUUAA